GGAUGCCAACACUGGAUAACUGUGCAUCGUCUUGAUUAAUAUAUUAAUUAGUGCUGUUUCUGUUCCGAAUCUUCAUCAAUUUCGCUCUUAAAUGAAACAAAAUUCAAUUAACACCGUUAACAAAAGAAGAAGACGAAAAGAAAAACGGCACGUCAACCUUUCGUCAUAAUCAACCCUGCGACCAUCGUGACCUUAUGCCCUCGCUGACACGGCAACAAGAAUUGCACAGCAGCAAAUUUUCGCUUUUGAUUUGAGACGCACAAACUGUGCGCGUCUGAAGCUCAAUAGAGCUUCGCUUAAAUUAUUAUUUUCGGUCACAGAAGUUUUAGAAAAAUAAAUAUCAUGUGGGACAUGAAAGAAAAAGUGAUUUUCCUACUCGCGAUUCUCUUCACGGUCUGCACCGCGAAUAAGCUCGAUCUUUCGUGGCAGGGUUUAACGAAGGAGAAAUUUUUUCAACACGACGGUGUGGUUUCGGCUAAAGUGGAGAAUGCGACCGAUUUGAACCUGUGUGGAAAUUUAUUUGAUAGUUUUUUGGACUGUUCAGCAAACCUCGACAAAUUGCAGAGGCUGGAUUUGUCCCAGAAUAGAUUACAGCGAUUUUUUUUCCUCUGCAAAAACGAGGACAAUUUGAUAUCGUUGAACGUCAGUCACAACCGUUUGCCAUUUCUGAACGACACAGCGUUGACGGAAAGGAUAUCGAAACUGGAAAUUCUCGAUCUUUCCUUCAAUCUUAUAGAAGUUUUUCCGAAACAUACUCUACAGCACAUGAAGAAUCUAAAGAUCCUUUCAAUGCGCGCAAAUCCGAUCGGUGACAAUCUACACGAAGAUUCAUUCAUUCAUUUGAAUUCCUUGAUUGAACUAGACUUGGGAAAUAUAUCGUCAAAAAAACUUCCUUCGCAACUACUUACGCCCUUAAGAAACCUGCAGCGAUUGAAUCUUGCUUCAAAUCCCCUACAAGAGAUUCCUCCCCUGCCAACGGGACUCCAAACUCUGGAUAUAUCGGGCACUGAUAUUCUGAUUUUACGGCAACUGACCGACGUCCCGAAACUUCAGGUUCUCACUAUGAACGAAAUGCCGUAUUUGGAAGAAAUUGAUCUUGGAAAGGAUCUCAGAGGACUGAAUAAUCUCGCAACGAUACGCGCACAAAAUUGUCCGAAGUUGAAGAACAUUUUCGUUAAUACAACCGACUCUGAUCGCGAUCGUCAAUUGUUACCUAGUUUGAAGUUACUCUCCCUUAAAAAUUGCUCUAUCGGUAAAAUAGACGCUACGCAACUACUGCCGGUCAUGAACAAAACUGCAGAAGUCGAUAUAGAAAACAACCCCUUAAUAUGUGAUUGCGAAAUAAUUUGGAUUCUCGAUUUAAACUCUACGCGAAAUCAUCGCGAAAAUUUGAGGUGUGAAUCGCCUCUGAAAUAUCAUGGAAAACGUUUGUACGACAUUCCCACCGAAGAAUUCAAUUGCAGUUCAUUUUCAAGCAUAUUAUAUUUAAUUUUAUGGUCCUGUCUCGGAUUAUUAUUACUCGGAUUGGUUAUCGGAAGUUUAAUAUUCCUCCUCAGAGAACCUUUGGGACAAUGGAGGACACGAUUAAGGAGACGAGACACCGUAACCUACACCAAUAUAAUCGCCACAUCGAGUGAAGGUCAAAAAAUGCUGGAACACUGCGAUAUAACCGACUACCCUUAAAUUGAAAAUCAUUAAUCGUAAAUCUAUUAUUAUUAUUGUUAUUAUUAUUUUUAUAAAAGUCAAUCCAAACUCUGUACAAGGAUCAGUUAUUGCUCGCACGGAUCAAGGUUAAGCUAUUAUUUUUUUUUUCUCCUAUUUAUCGCUCGGCGUCGACAGAUAAUUGAUAAUGUGGUAAUUAAUUUACAUGUUAUUUUCAACAUUCGGCCAGAUUAUUGUGUGAAGUGAGAUGUGAACUUUUUUCUUUGCCGUUAUAUUUCUCUCGUCAUUUAAACAAUAAAUACAUUAAUUUUAUAUCUCUGUAGAAAAGAUGAAAAAUAUAUUUACUUGUAUUAUAUUUAUA
Athalia rosae (coleseed sawfly) is the source of this 2023-nucleotide messenger RNA. Its product is annotated as leucine-rich repeat neuronal protein 1-like. Gene Ontology annotation, molecular function: protein binding. Lineage: Eukaryota; Metazoa; Arthropoda; Insecta; Hymenoptera; Athaliidae. Bases 343 to 1683 code for a protein of 446 amino acids. Gene Ontology annotation, cellular component: extracellular matrix. The transcript has 5 exons. The record is from RefSeq and is a predicted model, not a curated record.